AGUUGUGUUGUCGUCGUCGUCGUAGUAGCCGUCGCGCGGUCCAUUGUCAGUUAGUUAGUUGUUCGUUGCCUUAGCCCAUGCGUUUGGGUUUGGUUUGCCGUUUUUCGGCUGUGUGUUUUUCCAUGUUACUUUUAUCGGUGCGGUAUUCUGUGUAAAGGAAAUUUAGAAGAAAAAAUAAAUUUUAUAAAAAAUUCGCACUCGAAUUGCUUGACGCGUGUUAUUGUGCAUUUUUAGUGUGAAAUAAACGUAAGCGUGUAUAAAAUUAAUAAAGCGGCGUGUGUGCGUAGCGGUAUUCGCGAAGGAAAAACAACAAAAAAUUGCAGUGCUCGCGCAACAACAGCAAAAAAGCAAACUGCUAAGCCACCUUGCACGCUCCGCGCUCUGCCCGCAAAACCGUGUUAUUUGGCUGGCGUCUGCUAAACGCUGACGCUGCUGCUGUUGCAUUUAAAUGAGAACCACAGCGACGCCAUUCAGUCUGCACGUUUUCAUCGUUAUCAGCCGGGAUUAAGGCUUAAGGAUUAAAGGUGCUUCAACUGUGACAAGGAGCAUCAAGCAAAUGAAAGAAGCGGAGCAGCAGCAGCAACAACAGUGGAGUGCAUAUGUGUAGCACAGCAUCACAACGCGUCACAUAUUUAUAUUUCGUCUCAGCAAAUCAGCUGUCAAGCAGCAAGAAGCCUCAAUCUGCCAUAUUUGAGCACACAUUGGCUUCGGUCUCAAACAGCGUUACCAACCCACCUGCGUCUUUAGCGCUCAGUGUGCCCGCGAAAGCGGUACUUUUAAGUGGAUAAUUUACUUUGCCUCAUAAGCAUAUGCAUAAAUGCAUAUAAAUAAGCGGAAGUUGCUAUAGUACGUGCUCGUGUGGUUGUGCUGUAGCCGGCGUCUGUGCAUUGCUGGCAAAUCUCAACGUUUCCGGUUUUGCUGCGUUGCAGUAUUUAUGAAUACAGCCGCAAGUUGAGUCAGUGAAGGGGAGAGCUCUACCAGCGAAAAUUCACAGUGAACGUUACGCUAUGCUUUUCUUACGCGCGCAACACAUUUAACCAAGCGCCUACCCGUCAAAUACUCUAAAGACGCACUCUGUUUUGAUUACCAGCGACGCGCCCACAAAUGUCUGACGAAGUGCCUUCGGGGCGCUUAUCGCAAAUCUUCGAUUCGCUCACCAAUCUACAACAACAACAAGUGCUACAAGCGCGCCGCCGCUCUGCCUCUUCAUCAUCGCCUUCGCCAGCGAAUUCUGGCCGCGCCACGCCAUCCACUGCCAGCGCUGGCCAACAGCCGUUUGCCUUUCACCAUCAGCACUUCAGCAACCAUGCGCAUGCGUAUUAUAUGCGCGCGCAGGAUGGCAACGCGUAUAUGCACACCUUUCCGGCGGCGGCGGCGACGCAAGCACACCAUCACCAUCACUUGCAUCACAUGCAAUCGGCGCACUGCUAUGCGCAGCAACAAAACGCACAACAGCAGCAGUUGUACUGCGGCGCGCAGCAACAGCAAAUGUCAUUGCCUCCCAUGUAUGCCUCACAGUCGUUGAACUCAUCGCCUUUGCUCACGAAACGCGCCACAUCCUUUAGCGGUAACAUGCCCUUAACGCGUCCGCACUGUGAAAAUAUUGCCGCAAUUCGCAUCUCGGCAGCCACAUCAGGCGCGAGUGGCAAUGCCGUCUCGCAAUCGACUCCAAAUAGUCCGCGUUUGAUGCCGCGUCGUGUGCAGCGUCCACCGCCUAUACCGGCAAAGCCAAGCGCGGCGUCGCUGCAAAGUGCUGGUGGUGGCGGUAGUGGUGCUAUGGCUAAGAAGCCCGUGUCAGCCACCGGUAGCGAUGCAUCUGAAAAGUCAGACUCGGGCACGACGCAGCCAGCUGCCGGUGCGGCAAUUAAUCCGGGCUUAGCCGCAUUAGAUACCGAUGCGCCUUGGCCGCAUUUCUCUACGAUCACCGAGCAUUUGGACGUGCAUCAGGUGAACAACUACGCGCAACCAGUGCCGGAGAUUAACUGGCAAGAACGCUGUCUGGAACUUCAACUCGAACUGCAUCGCUCCAAAAAUCAAGCUGGCCGCAUACGUGAUAUGCUACGUGAAAAGCUAUCCGAGUUGGAGCAGCGCGUCGUUGAGGCGGAAGAACGUGCUGAAGAAGCGGAAGAUAAGGUGCGGGCUAUGGAACAGCGGCUGAGUGAAUGGCCCAAACCACCACAGUCAGCCACCAACUCGCCGAUCCAUCAAAGCCAACAACAGCAACAACAACAAUCAACAUUAACCGCACAGCAAUCAGCUAGUCUUCCCACCCAAGAGGCUGAGAAAACCAUCACCUCAUUGGAGAUACAAGUUGAGGAGCAACGUCAAUUGCGUCUACACGACGCUCGACAAGUCGAAGCAAAAGCGGCCAAAAUCAAAGAAUGGGUCACCAAUAAACUGCGUGAACUCGAGGAGCAAAAUCAAUUGUUACGCGAACAGAAUGUUAAAUGUAAUCAACAAUUGGAGCUAUUAAAAAAUCAUAUCGCCAAUCAAUCGAACCGACACAGCAUUGUCGGACCACAUCCAGUGCGCAAUAGUCUGAGUUUGGAUGUGCAAGAAUUUGCCGAUUCGGCAGAGGGACGAAGACGCAGCGAAAGUUUAGAUCCGCAAGAGAUCAUCAAUCGCCCAUUAACCGCUUCAUAUCCGCAUCAUCAGCAUCGACGCAAUCUCAGUAUGGAACCGCAAGAGCUCGAACGUAAUUUAGUUGCGGCUGUAGAUGGUUUAACGCUCACACCACUAGCCAGCAUCUCGAAAGCGUCCACAACGCGACCGGAUAGCUCGGACACCGAUACAGCGCACGAUUAUGCUGAGAUCUAUACACCGUCGUGUGAGAAGCUGCCAGCCUGGAUGAAAAACAAUCCAGCGUUGAUGGCGAGCGGCGGCAAUUCGAGCACCACAACCACUACCAGUGAUCUGGGCGUGCCACGUCCCCCCACGCCACCAUUACAUCGUUUUCCCAGCUGGGAGGCGAAGAUUUAUCAAGUAGCCAACGAUGGGCUGAUUGGCGUGAGUGAGGAGAACCUAGUGCAACAUCAGCAGGAUGUGCAUCCAACGCAGACGCAGUCACAACCGCCACCCGACAUACAGGAGUCGACAAGUGGCGCGGCGUCCGCAGGCAGCAAUAGCGCCUGCAAUACGCUAGCGAACGGCGGCGGUCACGGACGUGCUACACCUUCAAACAACGGCACAUUGGGCAGCACGCGCGGUGAGAGUGGCACUGGCGGUAAUGGCGUACCGGGCACACCACAGCUGCCCACACGUCAGCAGCAGACUGCAAGCGGAGGUUUCUGUGAUAUAUCGGUGCCCGUUUAUGCCACCGUCAAAGGGCGCGCUUCCCAAAUACGUUCCAUGCCCUUCACGGGCGACUCCAGUGAUGACUCGAGCGAUGGCGAAGAUCACGCCGUUAUGCUUACGCACAAUUCACACAACUCAUCGAGCACCGACAAUACUGAAACAUCCACGUCGGGUAGCGCAUCGAGUCCUUCGAAGAGUCUAAAGACAUCGUCGAGUUUGAGCCCGGCUAAGCGCAGCGGUUCAGAGAGCCCAAAGAAUACGAAAGCUCGUGCUCACCAAAUGCACAUAUCCACCUCACAUUACACCAACACAAAUAUCAAACACAACAAUCAUUACAACACUAUGCACACCUACAACAAUACACAACAUUUGGGUCCUUACACCAAUACAAAUACAUUACCAUUACCAAAUCACAACAACAAUGCCAACAAUCACGCGACUACCAACAAUCAUCUACGUCUCCCCCACAUGCGUGGAACAGUAAUUUCAGAUAUUUCCUUUGAAUCAGGCCUGUCGGAUGAUUACGCUUUGCCGCCGGAUGCGGUAUCAGAGUCCACGUGCAUGGACGCCUCCAUGCCGUCGCUGCUAAUGCGACAAUCGUAUGUGGAUUCGCCAAGCAAGAAGAUCGAAUCGCUCGAAAAGAUGGGUCAUCUCGCCAAACUCGGUGGCAAACUAAAGACGUGGCGUAAACGUUGGUUUGUGCUUAAGAAUGGCACACUUACCUAUUGGAAGAGCCAACACGAUGUGAACCGUAAGCCGCAAGGUCAGAUCAUGUUGGAUGAGGCGUGUCGCAUUAAUCGCGCCGAAGGUGCUUCCACUUUUGAGAUUGAUACUGGCAAGAAGGUCUACUAUCUCACCGCCGAUUCGAAUGCAACUAUGGAUGAUUGGAUACGCGUGCUGCAGAAUGUGCAGCGUCGCAAUGCGACCAAGCUGCUGUUGAGUCGUGACGAUCAGAAGCCCACCAUACAGGGUUGGGUCACAAAAGUGAAGAAUGGACAUGCGAAGAAAUGUUGGUGUGUGCUUUUGGGUAAAAUGUUCCUCUACUUUAAGGCGCCCGGCGAGACGAAUCCGCUUGGUCAGAUAAAUAUGCGCGAUGCACGCGUCGAGGAAGUCGAACAUGUUUCCGACUCUGAUUCGGAAGAGCGUGAAGAGCCGACACAGAGUCAGGCACGUCUUACCGUCGCCAUUUAUCCAGCACAUCAAGGUCCCACAUACCUUAUAUUACCCGGCAAGCAGGAACGUGAUAAUUGGCUAUACCAUUUAACUGUGGUGUCGGGUGGUGGUCCAAAUGCGGGCACACAAUACGAGCAACUCGUACAAAAACUUAUGGAGACUGAUGGAGAUCCCAAUUGUGUUCUAUGGCGCCAUCCAAUUUUAUUGCAUACCAAAGACGCCAUCACAUCACCGCUUACCUCGCUACACUCGGAAGCCAUGCAGCCCGAAGCUAUUAAAUUGUUUAAGAGCAUUCAACUCUUCAUGUCAGUGGCUGUUAAUCAACCCGGCAUCGAUUAUCACGUCGUCUUGGCACAAAAUGCCCUACAACACUGCCUGGAUAUGGCCGAACUGCAAACGGAAAUGAUCGGCAUAUUGGUAAAGCAGACAUCACGGCACACGGGCCAGAAGCUUAGUGUCGGCGUCCAGGUAAACAAGAAACUGGGCAAGCAAACGCGCCAACUACUACUGUGCGCCACGCAGAGCCUCUUUACUUGUGAUACACAGCAAGGUGGCGCCGCACAGGCCAACGGCAGUUCACCAACAUCCAUACAGGCACCCGCUCCACCACCCAUCAUCGAUUGCAAAUCAAAUCCACCCGCCUACUCGUUCGUCCAAGGCUGGCAGUUGCUCUCACUCGCCGUCUCGCUGUUUGUACCCAAAUCGAGCCGUCUUCUAUGGUAUCUGAAGCUGCAUCUCUCGCGUAAUGCAGACACGAAAACUGAGACGGGUAAAUAUGCCGCGUAUUGUGAGCGCGCAUUGGAGCGCACAUUGAAGAAUGGCGGCCGCGAGACGAAGCCCUCACGCAUGGAAGUGCUGUCUAUAUUGCUGAAGAAUCCAUAUCAUCACUCACUGCCACACGCCAUACCGGUGCACAUGAUGAACUCCACUUAUCAGGUCGUCUCUUUCGACGGCUCGACUACAAUUGAAGAGUUCCAAACUACACUCGCGCAGGAGAUUGGCACACGCGACGCCACCAAUGGUUUCUGUCUUUUCAGCGACGAUCCGAUCGAAAAGGAUCUCGAACACUAUCUUGACCCGCUCGCUAAACUCUGCGACGUCAUCUCAAAGUGGGAGACUGCUUUGCGCGAAAAAGGUUCCGGUAAAUUCGAAAAUACACGCGUCAUACAGUUGACCUACAAGAAUCGUCUCUACUGGCGGCACACAGUCAAAUUCGAAACGGACAAGGAACGUCUGCUAUUUUGCUACCAAACGAAUGCACAGAUAGUGCAGGGACGCUUUCCGUUGUCGCGCGAUCUAGCGCUCGAGUUGGCUUCGCUGAUGUCACAAAUCGACAUGGGCGACUACUCGCACGAGAAAUCACGCGGCACGGGUAGCAAUGUUGGCAUCAAAGCGCUCGAUAAAUUCUAUCCCUACCGCUAUCGUGAUGCACUCAAUGCCGAGCAGCUGAAGGAGGUGCAAGAGCUGCUCAUCUCGAAGUGGAUGCUGCUCAAGGGACGCUCAACGCUCGACUGUGUGCGCAUCUACUUGACAUGCUGCCGCAAGUGGCCCUACUUCGGCGCCAGUCUUUUCCAAGCCAAACCGCGGCACUCCGAUCAAGCCAUGGCAUGGUUGGCCGUCUCCGAGGAUGCACUCAAUGUGCUCGAGCUAAGCUCGAUGACGCCAAUGGCACGUUAUCCCUACACCUCGGUGAUGACUUUUGGCGGCUGUCAGGAUGACUUCAUGCUGGUCGUCUCCAACGAGGAUACGCUGGCCACAUGCGGUACACAAGAGCAAAAGCUGCUCUUCGCUAUGAGCAAACCAAAGAUACUCGAAAUAACACUUCUAAUCGCCGACUAUAUGAAUGCUCUUGGCCACACCGUGCCCGGUACGCCACAAAUGAAUACGCUCACCCGCAAUGGCUCGCAUCGUUCGCUACGUUCACGUCCCGCCGGCGGUGGCACUGGUACCGGCACCGGCACGGGCACAGGACUCGGUGGUUGCGGCACCACCACAGCCGGCAUGUCCACCAAUGCGACCACAACGGCGCAUAACACGCUCAACUCGCAUGCCACGCACACGCUCAACUCAACACAUUCGCAUACACUGAGCUCGUCGCACUACAGUGGCGGCGGUGGUGGCAUCGGUGGUACACAUGUUGGUAGUCAUCAGGGUACCAUGAGCUCAUCACACGGUCACGCGCAUCACCAUCAGCCGGAUAUAUUAAAGAGUACGCCCGAUCAUCAGCGCAUCAAGUAGAGCAAACGUAAGUGUAAAUAGACUAGUGUAGACAUUAGGUGGUUAUUUAUUAUUAUUGCGCGCCAAAAAGUAUGUUAAGUUUACGAUUUAGGGAUCAGUGACCCAAGAGGGCUUUUUUUAUACAGUUAAACUAUUUCUAUCAAGCCGAAGUGAGUCAGAGCCACAAACUACAUCCCCUCAUUCGAGCUAUCAAACUUUGCUCGGCCAGGUUUCGAUGGUGAAUAAAAAACCGUACUUCGGCCAACAAAGCACAUUAUUGCCGUGAGGUAAAAAAACAAAUUUCUUCUCCGAAAUAAAAAUUUAUUUUCAUUUAGAAAGCACCAAAAGCUUGGUGAAGCUUUUUAAGAGCGAAAUAGUUAACGCUUACAAAAAAACAGCUUUUCCUGACUUUAAACAUUUUUUUUCAUUGAAAGUACUCCAAAAGCUUUGUGAAGCUUUUAUAAAGCUUUUGAAGAAAUAUCGACAUUUUCAUUCCUGGGCAGGAAUUGGAAGUCUUCCAAUGCCAAUAAAGUAUUCAGUUUAACCCUAAAAACUAUAACGAAAAGUCCCAAAAGUUUUCAAUCACAUCUAAUUGUACAUUAUACUCGUAACUUUCUUCUUUUAAUUUAUGACGAAGCUAUUAAAAAUUAUCAUAGGUUAUUUACGAAAGUAAUGUCAAGAAUCGAAAGUCGAACUGCUAUGUUUCCUAUUUAUAAAACAAUAACAAAAAAAGUUGAUGAAAAAUUAAAAACACAAAUUUUAAAAGGCUUUAUAACGGUAGUUUGGUGGUGCUAAAGCACUAGCAAUUAAGACAGAAGCUUUUACAUAUUUUAAGUUUGUAGCUUUUCCAAAGUAUUCAUAUGCAUAUGUAGCCUUUCACACAUUGGAUAAAAACCGGCAACUUUAAUAACUUAUGAAAGCUCAGUAAAGUCCAGUACCCUUUCGCUAGCUUUUAUAUAUCUUUAGAGCUUACAAAAUAGUUGCGAAUUUAAUUUUUCUCAUGACUUUUUUAUUAAAGUUUUUCCAUUCUUAACGUUUAAAUAGUUUUCGAAAGCUUUUACGUAAAAAACUCUGCUAUAAAAACUCAUAUAGCUUUAAAGCUUGAUUGAUAUAAAUUAUAAGCCUGUCUUAAAUUGGCCACAAUUUAGUUAAAAAUUUAUGAAUUUAAUUUAAAAAGUGUGUGACAACUUUAAAAAUAUUUCGAAGCUUCUGAGAUUUUAUUGACGUUACGUAAUGACGCAAAUUUUACGUAAAUGUAAACAUUAGAAUGUUUUUACACAACUUUAUAAAAAACACAACUUUAAAAAGCUUUUUCGAAACUAAACUAGUUUUUACGUCAAAAAUCUGCCAUAAAAGCUCGUAUGUUUUACGGCUUUUGCGUAAAUUGUAUGCCUGCUGAAAAUGUGCACAAUUUCAUUAAGAUAUUUAUGAAAUUAAUAUUAAAAAGUGAAUAGUAACUUUAAAAAGCUUUCGGAGCUUGAGAAUUACGAAGCUUCAAAUGUUGCGAAAAUGUCAUAAUUUGAAUUGUGAAUAUUUUUACACAACUAUUUUCAGAAAUAACAUAAUUUUAGAAAGCUUGUUCGAAGAUAAAAUGGUUUUCAAAAGUUUUUACGUCAAAAAAUAUUCCAUAAAAGCUCAUAUAACUACAAAGCUUUUUUAGAAAUAAUAUGCGUGCAUGAAGACGUGUACAAUUUCAUUACAAAUUUUGUGUAAUUAAUAUAAAAAAGCAACAUUAAAAAGCUUUCGAAACUACAGAGCUGUUACUGAAAUGGGUGUAAAAGCGCACAUUUUACGUAAAUGUAAUCACUUGAAUGUUUUUACGCAAUUUUUUUGAAAUGGCAUAACUUUAGAGAACUUUUUCAAAGCUUUCAAGCUUAUGACGUUGCUUAAAGCUUUAAGAAAAAUUUUUGGGUGUUACGUAAGGGAAAUUUAAAUGUUUUAACCCAAUUUUUUGUUAAAAACAUAGUAAUUUUAGAAAGCUUUUUCAAAGUUUUCAAGCUUAUAUCUUUGCUUAAAAGCUUUGACAAAAAUUUUUUGUGUUACGUAAGUUCGAUUUGAAUGUUUGUAACCAUUUUGUUUUUUUUUAAAGCACAGUAGUUUUAGAACGCCUUUUCAGAGCUUUCGGCUUGAAAAGCUUCAACAAAAAGCUUUGUCUCUUUUGGGAUAAUUUAUUUGCUAAUAACUGUAUAAUUUAAUGUUCUAGCUUUAGUUAGCACCAAAGUACCGUUACAAACGCUUACGAAAUGUGAAAUCAAAACGAAUGAGAGUAUAAAUACAAGCAAAGACACAUACAAAUGUACAUUUCUUAGCUUAGUUGCACUCAUUGUUAUGCUGAAAGUCACAAAUAGUAUUUUUGCUUAUUACUGCAAAGGGAAAUUUUCACUACAAAUUUAUUAUAUUUAUAUAUAUUUGAACAUAUACACUAAAUGUAUUGUAAAAUAAAACAAAAUAUUAAUUAUACUACAUGCAAAACAUAAAAUAUUGAAUUGCUGAGAAGUUAAGGAAAAAUAGCAAUUAAACUUUAGAACAAAUAGUACUAGCUUAAAAUAAAAUAAGUAAUUAUUAUUAUUAUUGUAUAUGUAACUGUUUGUAUGACAUUUUGUCCCGCUGCGUGACAUGGCGAUAUAUUUAGCUAACUGACUUACAUAAGUACUCAUAUUAUAUAUAAAAAAUAUAUAUAC
Bactrocera neohumeralis is the source of this 9365-nucleotide messenger RNA. RefSeq lists its product as uncharacterized. Gene Ontology annotation, cellular component: cytoskeleton. The coding region runs from base 1105 to 6705 and encodes 1866 amino acids. NCBI's taxonomy places the organism in Eukaryota, Metazoa, Arthropoda, Insecta, Diptera, Tephritidae. The record is from RefSeq and is a predicted model, not a curated record. The transcript is spliced from 15 exons.